Artibeus jamaicensis (Jamaican fruit-eating bat) is the source of this 1890-nucleotide messenger RNA. It is a transcript of the gene EIF4E, whose product is annotated as eukaryotic translation initiation factor 4E. Gene Ontology annotation, biological process: translational initiation. Gene Ontology annotation, molecular function: RNA 7-methylguanosine cap binding; translation initiation factor activity. Lineage: Eukaryota; Metazoa; Chordata; Mammalia; Chiroptera; Phyllostomidae. The record is from RefSeq and is a predicted model, not a curated record. Bases 65 to 718 code for a protein of 217 amino acids. Gene Ontology annotation, cellular component: eukaryotic translation initiation factor 4F complex; cytoplasm. The transcript is spliced from 7 exons.
CCUAUUUUUUCCUCUCACCCCCCCACCCCCUUCAGGAGCGGUUGUGUGAUCAGAUCGAUCUAAGAUGGCGACUGUGGAACCGGAAACCACCCCUACUCCUAAUCCCCCGCCUACAGAAGAAGAGAAAACAGAAUCUAACCAGGAGGUGGCUAAUCCAGAACACUAUAUUAAACAUCCUUUACAGAACAGAUGGGCGCUCUGGUUUUUUAAAAAUGAUAAAAGCAAAACUUGGCAAGCAAACCUUCGGCUGAUCUCUGAGUUUGAUACUGUUGAAGACUUUUGGGCUCUGUACAACCAUAUCCAGUUGUCUAGUAAUUUAAUGCCUGGCUGUGACUACUCACUUUUUAAGGAUGGUAUUAAGCCUAUGUGGGAAGAUGAGAAAAACAAACGAGGAGGACGAUGGCUAAUUACAUUAAGCAAACAGCAGAGACGAAGUGACCUUGAUCGCUUUUGGCUAGAGACACUGCUGUGCCUUAUUGGAGAAUCUUUUGAUGACUACAGUGAUGAUGUAUGUGGAGCUGUUGUUAAUGUUAGAGCUAAAGGUGAUAAGAUAGCAAUAUGGACUACUGAAUGUGAAAACAGAGAUGCUGUUACAUAUAUAGGGAGGGUAUACAAGGAAAGGUUAGGACUUCCUCCAAAGAUGACGAUUGGUUAUCAGUCCCAUGCAGACACAGCUACUAAGAGCGGCUCCACCACUAAAAAUAGGUUUGUUGUUUAAGAAGACACCUUCUGAGUAUUCUCAUAGGAGACUGCGUCAAGCAAUCGAGAUUUGGGAGUUGAACCAAAGCCUCUUCAAAAGCAGAGUGGACUGCAUUUAAAUUUGAUUUCCAUCUAAACAUUGCAAAGAUAUGAGAAGUCUCAUUCGCCUUUGUCUUGUACUUCUGUGUUGGUUUUUUUUUUUUGGCUAGAAUAUUCACUUAACCAAUCAAAGAAUUAACAGUACACAUCAUCCCCAGAAUCCAAAAAUGUGUUUCUGGCCUACUGUGUAAUAGCUUAGGAAAAUUAUCAUUACAGACAUUUUACCCAUCCACAAAGUUUGAAAAGACCUUAACAUUUCUAUACCUUACAGGAGAAAAAUUCUGUUUAUGUUCCAUUGUAUGCAGGAGCAUAUUUUGCUGGUUUGAAAGAGUAUGAUGCAUACAGUUUUCUAGCGACUUUGUUUCUUUCUCUUUUUUUGUCUUUUUUUUUUUACAGCAUUGUCUUUGCUGUGCUCUUGCUGAUGGCUGCUAGAUUUUAAUUUAUUUGGUUCCCUGCUUGAUAACAUUAGUGAUUCUGAUUUCACUUUUUCAUUUGUUUGCUUUGGUUUUUUUCCCUCAUGUAACAUUGGUAAAGGAUCCAGGAACAUGACACAAAGGUGGAAUAAACAUUAAUUUUGGGCAUUCUUUGGUAAUUUUUUGUUUUUUUAUAACUAGAAAGCUUUGCUACAAAUUUAUGCAUUUCAUUCAAAUCAGUGAUCUAUGUUUGUGUGAUUUCCUAAACAAUUGUGGAUUAUAAAAAUGUAACAUCGUAAUUACAUUCCUAAUUAGAAUUAGUAUGUCUGUUUUUGUAUCUCUUUGCUGUAUUUUAAUACUUUGUAUUACUUAGGUUAUUUUGCUUUGGUUAAAAAAUGGCUUAAAUAGAAAAGCAAUCCCAUUCACAUUAAGACAGUGUACAAAACUGUAAAUAAAAUGUGUACAGUGAAUUGUCUUUUAGACAACUAGAUUUGUCCUUUUAUUUCUCCAUCUCUAUAGAAGAAAUUUGUACUUCUUAUUGCAAGCCAAGUCUCUGUUGUCUUCUCUUGUAGUGUCUUCCCUGUGAACAGCAUAAGUUUGGAGCACUAGUUUGAUUAUUAUGUUUAUUACAAUUUUUAAUAAAUUGAAUAGGUAGCAUCAUAUAUGUGGAAUAAAUCAA